Messenger RNA from Exophiala mesophila, 1540 nucleotides. RefSeq lists its product as uncharacterized. Bases 299 to 1351 code for a protein of 350 amino acids. Lineage: Eukaryota; Fungi; Ascomycota; Eurotiomycetes; Chaetothyriales; Herpotrichiellaceae. The transcript has 2 exons. The record is from RefSeq and is a predicted model, not a curated record. Gene Ontology annotation, molecular function: protein binding.
UGUACCUCUACUUACGUCCAUCAUCGUGCUCUCGUUGAGAAACCAUCUUAUCAGUUGUCCCAUCUGUUGUGUCAAUCACGAUGGGCCUCGAGUUUGUGAUGGACUCCUGCAAGAUGUGCCCUUCAAUCCAACAGAACACCGCCAGCGGCGCGGGUAUCCCCUUCAUCAAUGCUUCCAACCAUGAUAGCCCCAGUACUGGGGUCUUUGAGUGUUGAGCUUCAAGUGUUUGCUGCAGUCAAGUGCUGCAGAAUCCAUUUUUAAGGCCGAGAGGUGUCUGAUACGCACAUAAAUCAACUUAAUGGCCAUGGACGCGCUGGCUCCCGAGUUGUUGAUUCACAUUUUCAAGUCACUCCAUUCCGCUGCCGACAUCAUCAACCUUUCCUUGACGUGCCGAUACUUCAACUCUCUCCUUCCCAAGUCCCAGAAAUUGGCUCUGUUCUUUCAUACCGUCGAUCAAGAGAUGGGACCUGUUCAAGAAGCCAUUCAAUUGCUCACUCAAAACGACCAACAAGCUCUCCACAUCCCACGAAACCCGCCACUCUCUUUUGCCCUCCUUGCUCAAGUCACGAAUGUCGGUCGUGUCGCACAGCGCUUUGUUUCCUUAUAUCCACUACACAAGUGGACCUAUGAGAACAGCGAGAAUCGCCGGAUGCUGCAACACGACGAAGCCAGACGCCUCAGACGUGCUGUGUAUAGAUUUUGGAGUCAUUGUCAGGCACUGCAUUCCCAAACUUUGUAUCGCACUUCUCGUCCCGGUUCAGUCAACACUGAACGUUUACAACUCCUGCGCAGCUGGAGUACGGCGGAGCUUUUAGAAUUGGAAGACUUUCGUGGCAUUCUGGAGCAACUUCUGGCGAGCGAGAUCUGCCCUACAGAUGGAGAUGUCUUCUCUCGUCACCCACAGACCAAACCUGUCUAUUCGUUUUCAUUCAAACGUGACGCCCUGCUCGAUCCUGUCAAGUCCAGCAUUUACUCUGAGGUAUUUCACACAAGCGGGCACGAAACCUCCGAACCCACGCAAGAUUCCAGGAUGUCGACUCAAGAACGCCGAUUCAAAUGCAUGCAAGGAUGGGGGAGUGACCUGGAGAACUUUUACGUGGUGCAGGCAUUCCUCAAACUUACGCCGGCGCAGCUAUUGUGGCUAUUGGACCAUGCCGUCUACAAAAGCGAUGUCGAACAAUUCGUCGAGUCUCAAACAAUGGACCUCUGUUUUCUUGAGAGCGGCUCGAUGCUCUUCCACGAGUGGGUCACCGUGCUUCACCAACGCGGAGUGGAUGUCCAACAGGUUCGAGAUUCGAUCUGGGAGGGAGAGGCAGGAAUUGUACGAGCACAAGAGAAUCAGGUCGUAUAGAUCCAUAGACAGAUUGCCAUCCUAGAGAAACCGUUGUUGUCGGGCCGUGUGGUCAACCAUGUUCCUCCUUCUUUGGGGGUAGUAAUUGAUAUCGUGAAGUCUAUAAAGGUUAUCUGUCCAUGACCGUAGUAGAUACAAUGGUGCUCUGAUGUUCAAGGAAGUUUUUCAGAAACAGCGUGGACAAUACCG